UCACGGCCAGACUGAGGACCUGGCGCCGCGUUCCUACGGCCCUCCACCGGCGCCGCCACCCCAUCCUUGCCCUCCCGCCUCCGGCUCCCUGCCGCCGCUCAGUCGACCUCCGCCACCGCAGUUCGACUCCGAUUUCGCCUGGCAUCAAGCGUCACCGCUGCCAGCCACUAGGGUUGCGCCGCCUCCCUUCUCCCGCGCUCCAACUUCGUCGUCGGCUCCCCCCACCCCGCAGCGCCUGUUCCGCGACCAGUCUGUGGUUUUCCUUUGAUUCAGAGGCUGGGAACCUCAAAGAACAGGAUCCAUGGAGGGUGGAGACGCAAGAAAUGGUUUGACUGGGACAUCACAGACAACGGGAAGUGGGGUUGAGAGCCCAGCAAAGCCACUGCCUCCUUGCUGUGUCAAGGCGAGGGCUGCAGCACCUGAAUCUGAGGCCAAGUGCCAUGCCACUGUGGUAUCGGGAUGGUUCACGGAAACCCGCUCACGAUGUGGUAAAGCGAGCAAACUGCAGUAUUACAAUAAUCCAAUGUGGCCAGGAGAGACCCAUUCCUUGAAAGUGGAAAAGAUCCUGUACCAGGGGAAGUCACCAUACCAAGAAGUGUUGAUUUUUGAGUCGUUAACCUAUGGAAAAGUCCUUGUGCUUGAUGGUAUUGUACAAUUGACUGAUAAGGAUGAAUGUGCCUACCAGGAAAUGAUUACUCAUCUCCCACUCUGUUCAAUUCCUUCUCCUAAGAAGGUUUUGGUUAUUGGAGGUGGAGAUGGUGGUGUACUUCGAGAGAUAGCCAGACAUGGUUCAGUGGAGUCUAUUGAUAUAUGUGAAAUUGAUCAGCUAGUUAUUGAUGUUUGUAAAGAUUUCUUCCCAGACUUAUCUGUCGGAUUUAAGGAUCCUCGUGUUCGACUUCAUGUUGGUGAUGCUGUGGAGUUCCUAAGAAAUUCUCCUGAAGGGACAUAUGAUGCUAUUAUUGUUGAUUCAUCAGAUCCUAUAGGGCCUGCUCAGGAACUUGUAGAGAAGCCAUUUUUUGAGACAAUUGCUAGAGCUUUGAGACCUGGUGGUGUUCUUUGUAAUCAAGCUGAGAGUAUGUGGUUGCAUACACAUCUGAUUCAGGACAUGCUUUCGAUCUGCUGUGAGACUUUCAAGGGUUCUGUCCACUAUGCCUGGGCAAGUGUCCCAACAUAUCCUAGUGGUGCAAUUGGGUUUUUGCUAUGUUCCAAAGAGGGUCGACCAGUCAACUUCCUGGCACCCAUAAAUCCAAUUGAAAAAAUAGAAGGCGCUAUGACAGCAGGGAGGGACAUCAGAUUCUAUAAUACAGAGAUGCACAGAGCAGCGUUUGUUCUUCCAACCUUUGCAAAGAGAGAGCUAGAAGCAUACGGUGGCUCCACUAGAGGGGCACAACAAGAGGAAAAAUCAGCAGAACCAGCGAAGGUUGCCAUCGUGCCACACAGUGAAAUUCUUACUGCUUAGAUGAGGGCUCCGUGACUUGUUCAACCGUCGUGUGCUAUCAGGAAAUGGUUCCUCUCCACUAGUAUCCAUGCUGGACAUCAAGUACUUACUGGUAUAGUAGCAACAUAAUUGGUGUGGGAUAUGGCAAUACGCUUUGUGCGAUUGAUAUGAUGGUAUGAUAAGAUUUGUUGGAUUGAUUCCUGGGAAUGGAUAAACCAGAGAAAGUUGUGUGGCUA
Triticum dicoccoides is the source of this 1674-nucleotide messenger RNA. RefSeq names its product spermine synthase-like. The coding region runs from base 302 to 1459 and encodes 385 amino acids. Gene Ontology annotation, cellular component: cytosol. Gene Ontology annotation, molecular function: spermidine synthase activity. Lineage: Eukaryota; Viridiplantae; Streptophyta; Magnoliopsida; Poales; Poaceae. The transcript is spliced from 12 exons. Gene Ontology annotation, biological process: spermidine biosynthetic process. The record is from RefSeq and is a predicted model, not a curated record.